Aphanomyces astaci is the source of this 2649-nucleotide messenger RNA. RefSeq lists its product as hypothetical. The transcript is spliced from 11 exons. The record is from RefSeq and is a predicted model, not a curated record. Lineage: Eukaryota; Oomycota; Saprolegniomycetes; Saprolegniales; Verrucalvaceae. Bases 41 to 2530 code for a protein of 829 amino acids.
CUCGAAUUUUCGUCGUCGUGAGCACACAGGAUGGUCCACGAUGUCCACAAGCAGUGGUGGAAAUCGGGCAGAACGUCGGCAUAGCAUAACAAUCAAGAACAUCUCAGCCAAGAAUGCCCAGCAGUUGCGCGUCGACGCGCUGCGUCUCGUGUCGGAAGGCGUCGUCCAGUUGGAAGUUGACUCGAAUGCUGCGUAUGAACGACAAGGCAACAUGGCGUACUAUUCAGAAGAAAACCUCGCGCAACGGCUGGCCAUCCGCAACCACCCGUUGCUAAAACGACUCACGUGCGCACUGUGGCGCCUUGUGGUCACGUCAUCGGCGCCCAUGGAUUUUGACGGAUACACGAUGCUCCUCAUCCGACUGCACAAGAUUUUGAUGGAGCAUUUCAAUGCCGACGUCUCGUAUGUCCAAAUUCGGCUUGAUUGGGACAGCGAUACAAAAGGGCAAGUGGCCCUAGCGUACAAUGCGUUUCAUCUGUCCUUGUUCGAACUCGUAGACUUGUGGUGUGAUUCGAUCCAUGUGGACGACUACAUAUCGCUGCUGUACUUGAUAUUGGACGGCAUUUCACGCGUGGAAGAUUCGACGUUCAAGUUGCGAGCCCUGGAAGACAUUCUGUACACGGAUGUGGUCGACGUCGCCUUGCAACGAACGCUCCGUGAGAUUGAAGCGAUCAUGGCCACAAUGAUCAUCGAACCCGUGGACAAUGAAUACGACAACCACACACAACCACCCGACCAGCUGGUGCCUAAACUCGCCAUCCCAUUGCACUCAGGGACUAACAAUAGUUUCCCCGACUUGGCUCCCCAUCCCACUUCAAAUCAUGCCUCCAUUGACGUCGGGGUGGGGUUGCUGAAUGUCAGCUGCCAUCCCGCACAUCUCAACCCCUCCUUAGCCUCAACACCCCAACUUCAUACGUUGGACCCCCAACUUCCAUUCGUUUCCCCCUCGCUUGAGACAUUCGAGCCGCUUUGCGUUCAGACCAACCCCCAGCUUCAUUUGGACUCGCCGCCGCGACCCCUCGCCCUAGACGACAAAGACCGCCAUAUUUUGACCUCCAUCCCAUCGUUAACACCUUGGGGGGACGACCCCCCCAUGUUGCCGCGAGAAAAAGGCACUCCCAAGCAAACCACGUCGCACCAGUCGUCUUUCGAGUCGCAUAUUUCGCUCCGCCAACUGUCAACAUCUGCUACCGCCACAGCUCCCACCCCUCCAACCUUCCUCCACCAUAAUUCAUCGUCGAUCUUCCGCCAAAUGUCAGUCCUCCACUCAUCUCCCACCUCACCAGGACCAGCGGCGGCAGCUCGUGUAUACGUACCCAUUAAGCCUGUCAAGGCAACUCAACCCCUCGAACAGCGAGAAUUUGGGGGAUUCAGCAUCAAGUCCCCCCGAGAAGUAGCCCCACCCCACCACUCCUCGAUGCCUGCAAAACAAAUUGCUGUUUCAAGCCGACUUCCUAACACCACGUUUGUGGGGGCUCUGUCCACAGCAACCCUUUUGGCCGACUCAGUAGACGAAACCCGCAUAGAGGACAUCCGCAAGGCCUUUCAAGGGAGAAAACGACAGAGUUUUGUUCGCAAGCGGACCCCCCCUCGUCUAGGCAUCCUCGACACCAACCCCCCCGGGGUCUCUGCUGCUGCUGCACCCACGUCCCUACCGCAAAAGGACACCCCCAAACAAGGCAAACCAAAGCGAAAAGCUAUCGAAAAAAUGGCAGUGGAUCUGGUCAUGGCGCUCGCAUCGUCCACGCUGGGAGCAGCACUGGUCGAGUCGCCGACCGGCAUGGCCAAUCAUGGCACCUCGAACGCCGUCGUUCUUUCGCAUAUGACCCCCAAAUUCAGGACUCGGCAGUUGGCCAAGGAAGAGUACGCCCCUGAGCCCCCACAAAACAUUACUGGGGUGGUUCCUACUAGUAAAAGUCUCCCGCCCACGCAUCGAAUGGUUGAUUUGGCCGCUCAAUACAUGGAUGUUGGUGGGGGGUUGCUGCCUCCUCGUCCCAGUGGAGCCACCAAACAUUUGUUACCUCGCUGGCGUCGUACAGGCGCACAACCGGUAGCCACAACGCCAGACAUUCCCCCAGUGGUGAUGGAGGUGUGCGCUGUCCAAGUAGUGCCAAAGUCGCCACAUCCAGAACCGACUCACGUAUUGCCGAGAUUGGGGCAUCGCCCGGACCCAAUCAAAUCGUCCAAACUCUUUGACGAUACCACCCCUACAACUCGCACGGAUAUACGAUCGGCAGUUUCGUUUGACAGCCCAUCAGUACACCGGGGGACUAGCCACACGAGCCACCAUACCGUGACUCAUCCGCGAGUCAGGGGGCACCUCUACCAUUCACCCCCCUCGACGCCAACUGUCGGGCAUGAUAAGGACUCCAACAUUGCAUUGCCAGCCAUUGAACACCACCACAUACCCCCUAAAGAUAAAAGCAGUUCGUACAAAGAAGGGAACGAGGCAAGACAACCAACAGCGACGCAUCCAACUUGUCAAAUGAAACCCCGUCUCAGAAACCCACAGCGCCACGGCGGCGGAUAGUCGACCAGCCGACGCUUCUGACCGUGGAAGCAGGGGUGCCACUCGCAGAGUUUGUCGUCACCCACCUUGUCUGUCCGAUGCCCUUGCCCAUUUAAUACACUCUAUUUAUUCAACACAAA